AUGUUGCCAUGCGAGUUGUGUGAACCAGGGACAAUCCAUGGUGAGAAUACCAACUACACUACAGGAACGAGUCAUGUUCCACCUCGAUUGGCGAAUGGGAGCGGUAGCAAAGUGGCUCAGUUGGACACCACUAGGCACUGUUGGCCAUUGGCCGAUAAAGAGGUGUCUCAGUGGCACACCAUUGCAGCUCAGUCAAAUCUGGGAGGGGUUGCCGAAGUUCCAGUUCGCAAAAGACCGCCUUUCACUUUAGACUACGCCCAACCCUUCCAAUUAGAACUGAACUGGGGAUACCCCCACAAGUGGGAAUCUCGAGCGUUGCUCUCAACUUCUGGGGGAGCCAUGCACUUCCGGAAUGGCCGUGUUGACCACCAGAACUCCCAUACAACAUUUUUUAUGAAAACAUCAGCAUUCCAUGAACAAUGGAUACGAUAUUAUAUCUCUUCAAAUCACACAAGCCCUAAUAUGGUACCCGUACACAUGUAUAUACCAACUAAGCGAGACCUAAAAAAGCAUCUCUGCAAACAUGUAUACAAGCAUACAAACAAGCAUAGCCUCACGCAGCACCCCUGCCUUAUGCAGCACCAUACAAGCAAGCACCCAAGCAAACAAGCAAGUAAGGCCUCCCCGCAGCCCCUCUCCAAGCACACAGAUAAGCAAGGCUUCACACGGUACCUCUCCAAGCACACAACCGAGUAA
Molecule: messenger RNA, 696 nt
Organism: Aspergillus aculeatinus CBS 121060
Lineage: Eukaryota; Fungi; Ascomycota; Eurotiomycetes; Eurotiales; Aspergillaceae
Exons: 7
Coding region: 1-696 (231 amino acids)
Source: RefSeq, a predicted model, not a curated record